AUAAUCCCUUGACCUUCUUGAUUCAAAUAAUAAAAUAUACAUACAUAUAAUAUAAUAAAUAAAAUAAUUCAAAAAAUUCCCCUUAUUUUAGAAUUCUUUAUUUUAUUAUUUAUUAUUCUAAAAUCAAACCUAAACAUCUGAGAAAACAGAGCAUUGUAUAGGUCGACAAAAUGCCACUGAAGGAAAUCACAAAGUAGCAAAAUCAACCCAAAGAUUCAUUCUUUAUAUCAAAACAAAAAGAAAAAAGAAAAAAAGGGAAACUUACAACUUUGGGUAAAUCAGUUCUUGAAAUUUCUUUUUUGGGGCAAGGUAGUAAUUAACCAUGACUGCUAAAACCAAGAGGAGAACGGCCACAGAAAAUGGGGACACAGCUACAGCAGAAGAUUCCGUUCUCGUGACUAUGAUCAGUAAUGGGGAAGAUCUAGGUCCAAUGGUCAGGCUUUCUUUUGAAAGCGGUAAGCCUGAUGCCCUUCUACAGCAACUUAAAAAUGUCGUCAAAAAGAAAGAAGUUGAAAUAGAGGAUCUUUGCAAGCUUCACUAUGAGGAAUUUAUUAUCGCGGUGGAUGAGUUGCGCGGAGUCUUGGUUGAUGCAGAAGAGUUAAAAGCCGAGCUGCAAACUGAUAAUCUGAAGCUGCAAGAUGUUGGGAGCGUCCUUCUCUUAAAACUCGAAGAGCUUCUUGAAUCUUUUUCGAUUAAGAAAAACGUUACGGAAGCAAUUAAGAUGUCGGGAAACUGUGUCCAAGUGUUAGAACUUUGUUCCAAGUGUAACAACCACGUUUCUGAAGGUCGGUUUUACCCUGCUCUUAAGGCCAUUGAUCUGAUUGAGAAAAGUUAUUUGCAGCAAAUUCCUGUCAAGCCACUCAAGACUAUGAUAGAGAAGAGAAUACCGCUGAUUAAAUCGCAUAUUGAGAAGAGAGUAACCAGUGAAGUUAAUGAAUGGCUAGUUCACAUAAGGAGUACAGCAAAGGAUAUUGGGCAAACUGCGAUAGGAUAUGCUGCAUCUGCUCGUCAGAGGGACGAGGAUAUGCUAGCCCGUCAAAGAAAAACUGAGGAACAAAGUUGUUUGGGAUUGGGAGACUUCACUUACACCCUAGAUGUUGAAGAGAUUAAUGAAGAAUCUGUCUUAAAGUUUGACCUAACGCCUCUUUAUCGAGCAUAUCACAUUCACGGUUGUUUGGGGAUUCAAGAACAGUUUCGUGAAUAUUACUACAAAAAUCGUGUAUUGCAGUUGAGUUCAGAUUUGCAGAUUUCCUUGUCACAGCCAUUCCUUGAAUCCCAUCAAAUCUUCUUGGCUCAGAUUGCAGGUUAUUUCAUUGUUGAGGAUCGGGUAUUAAGGACUGCUGGUGGGCUGCUCUUGCCUAAUCAGGUCGAGACAAUGUGGGAAACAGCUGUCGGUAAAACAACUUCACUUUUAGAAGAACAAUUCUCCCACAUGGAUUCCGCCAGUCAUCUCCUCAUGGUCAAAGAUUAUGUGACUCUUCUUGGGUCAACCCUCAGACAGUAUGGCUACGAAGUGAGUGCAAUUCUUGGGACACUAAAUAGUAGUCGAGAAAAAUAUCAUGAACUUCUUUUGGCAGAGUGUAGGCAACAAAUAACCGCCGUAGUCACCAAUGAUACAUUUGAGCAGAUGGUAAUGAAGAGGGAGGCAGAUUAUCAAGCAAAUGUCCUAUUGUUCCAUCUACAGACCUCUGAUAUAAUGCCGGCUUUCCCUUUUAUCGCUCCGUUCUCUUCCAUGGUGCCUGAAUGUUGUCGCAUCGUUAAGUCGUUCAUCAAAGAUUCUGUCAAUUACUUAUCGUAUGGGAGCCAAAUGAAUUUUUUCGAUUUUGUCAAAAAGUAUUUGGAUAAGCUCUUGAUUGACGUACUGAACGAAGUCCUACUCGAGACUAUUUAUAGCGGUACUACCGGUGUGUCUCAGGCUAUGCAAAUCGCUGCAAAUAUAGCUGUUUUUGAAAGGGCUUGUGAUUUUUUCCUUCAACAUGCAGCUCAACAAUGCGGUAUUCCUGUCCGUUUAGUUGAAAGGCCUCAAGGCAAUUUAACUGCCAAAAUCGUCCUCAAAACUUCAAGAGAUGCUGCUUAUAUGGCAUUACUAAGCUUGGUGAAUGCAAAAUUGGAUAAAUUUAUGUCACUCACGGAAAAUGUCCAUUGGACAGCAGAAGAAGCUCCCCAGCAGGGCAACGAGUGCAUGAAUGAGGUGGUUAUAUAUCUCGACACCCUCUUAUCCACUGCUCAACAAAUUUUACCUCUCGAUGCUUUGUAUAAGGUUGGGAUUGGAGCGCUUGAGCAUAUCUCGAAUUCAAUUGUGGGAAUUUUUCUCAGUGACUCGAUAAAGAGAUUCAAUGCUAAUGCAGUAAUGAGCAUUGAUCAUGAUUUGACAGCGUUGGAGUCUUUUGCUGAUGAGAGGUUUCAUAGUACUGGGCUGAGUGAAGUUUACAAGGAUGGUAGCUUUCGAAGUUGCUUGAUAGAAGCCAGACAAUUGAUAAACCUCUUGCUAAGCAGUCAACCAGAGAACUUUAUGAAUCCUGUCAUACGACAGAAGAACUAUAAUGCUCUAGAUUAUAAAAAGGUUUCCACUAUCUGUGACAAGUAUAAGGACUCAGCUGAUGGACUCUUUGGAAGUCUUUCAAGCAGAAACACAAAGCAGAGUGCUCGUAAAAAAUCAAUGGAUGUGCUGAAGAAGAGAUUGCGGGAUUUCAACUGAAACUUGUGAUAAUUGAACAAGAAACUAGCUUUUUCUGUUAGAAAUAAAUGAAAACUUUAUUUCCUGCUGCGUUUUCUCCAGAAAUAUUCACAUUAACUGUAUCUUUGUUUUCAAUCAUGUUAGCACUACCUUGGUUAUUUGGAAAA
Messenger RNA from Lycium ferocissimum, 2844 nucleotides. Its product is annotated as exocyst complex component SEC15A. Gene Ontology annotation, biological process: intracellular protein transport; exocytosis; Golgi to plasma membrane transport. The coding region runs from base 323 to 2698 and encodes 791 amino acids. The transcript is spliced from 3 exons. Lineage: Eukaryota; Viridiplantae; Streptophyta; Magnoliopsida; Solanales; Solanaceae. Gene Ontology annotation, cellular component: membrane; exocyst. The record is from RefSeq and is a predicted model, not a curated record.